AUGCACAUAGUACGAAUUUCCUUUGUUGCCAAUUCCGGGAAGACAAGGCGACGUCGAUGCCGUACUGAUGGUAUACUUAAUGGUGAUAAAGGUCAGUCAAUAUCUCAUGACAUGAAGGCAAGGAGGUUAAAAUGGGCAGGGCAUGUAGCUCAUAGCAAUCCAUCAGGACGCCUUUACACGACAACGAAUGCCAGAGUAGUGGGCAAGAGACCACAUGCGGGGGCCAAAAACCACAUGGAUAGAUAG
Messenger RNA from Nezara viridula (southern green stink bug), 246 nucleotides. The record is from the annotation of a GenBank genome assembly. NCBI's taxonomy places the organism in Eukaryota, Metazoa, Arthropoda, Insecta, Hemiptera, Pentatomidae.